AUGUCUUGGCAUUAUACACGAUUCUAUCUAAUUGUACAUAUUUGUAUCGGUAUAUUAAUCAUUGGAUUUGAAUUAUUCUAUCGUUGGAUAAUUCAAACAUAUCAAAUUCAUAUUCGUAUAUGUCCAAAUGCAUUCUAUAUUGAAUUUAAACAAUUGAAUAAAAGUCAAUCGUUAAAUUGGUUUGAAAAUAAUAUUCAUAAUCUAUUUGAAAUAUUUUAUUCAAUUAAUAAUCAAUGUUUAAGUAAAGAAUUAAAAUUAAAUUUUAAUCCAAUAUUUAUUUAUCUUCGAUAUUUAUGGUUAAGUAUCAGUAGUGUUUAUUCUUGUUUUGUUUUAAAACGUGCUAUGGAAUUAGAAAAAUGUCAAAUCAAAUUAUCAUAG
Molecule: messenger RNA, 378 nt
Organism: Rotaria sp. Silwood2
Lineage: Eukaryota; Metazoa; Rotifera; Eurotatoria; Philodinida; Philodinidae
Source: the annotation of a GenBank genome assembly